Cherax quadricarinatus is the source of this 2468-nucleotide messenger RNA. The record is from RefSeq and is a predicted model, not a curated record. NCBI's taxonomy places the organism in Eukaryota, Metazoa, Arthropoda, Malacostraca, Decapoda, Parastacidae.
AGGUCAGUGGCGCAGCGGAGAGUACUAAUGGCUGGGGCCCAGUGGAUGACCUCCGGAUUGGAGGAGUGCCAGUGCCUAUGGCCAUGCCUGUUCCUGUUAAUGACAAUAAUCCCUUCAAUGCUGAUCUCUACUUCUAAGCUCACUUGGGACCUGAGAAUGGGUGCAAAACCUUUGAACCAAGAUAUGACUGAAGAUAGCCGGGAUACACGGCGUUGAUGUUAACAUAGUGUUGACUGCCCGUGGUAAAAGGCAUCGACUUCAUAUUUUACUCCAGAUUUUUGCGGUAAAGGCCCUAUGAAUGGUGCCUUUGCUCCUUUGUUACUGCAUUUGGCUGCAGGAUUAGCAUGUGACAGUGUGGGGCUUGGUGCAGGAAAAGAUGGUGCCUUGGAUUUUACCUGCUUAGAGUUCUGCUAAGGAGUUAAACUACCGAGCCCCAGUGAAGAUUUUAGACCCUGUAUGCUGUGCACUGCGUUAUGCUCAGCUUAUGUGAGGUAUAUUCUAAUGAGAAACAGGAGACUCCGACAAAUGAUAAACUGGAAUUCAAAGUUGCUGGAUUUUUUCUAUUUUGAAAUUUCACAAGACCAAAAAACACAAUAACAAAAUAAUAUCCUUGGUGUAGAAAAAUUUGUGUUUCGCACUUUUAUUUCUCUCGUGUGUAUGAACUGUAUCUGUGAUCUCAAGUAAUGGGUUAGUUCAGAGCAGAAAAUGUGGGAGAGGAAACUGUAAAGUAUUAAGAUGUUUGAAAACCUGGAGUACCUCACUGUCUUAUGGGAAGCCAUGUUCAUACUUCUCAAAUACAUGUCUGCAUUGGUAAAUUUCAUUCUUUGAGUCUGUUCUUGAACAGGACAGUUUAACAUGACUGAUCAUUAAUUGUUUAAGGCAGUGCCCUUUAAAAAUUGAUGCACUCUUUUUAAAUGCAAAUCCUGGUCGGCCAUGUAAUUGGUGUAGGCCUGAAGCCUUUAGUUUUCUAUCCAUUAUAAGUCCCAGUACUGCACAGUAUGGAUAAAUUUAAAUGUAGCAGUAGGAAUAUACAUACUGUAUGGUGUUGGGAAUAUUAAUAUGGAUUGAGAGUUAUUAUGGGGAGUCAAUGUUACUUGGUGAAGCAGGUAUAUAUAUCUAUUGUGUUUUGAAGAGUGACUGCACUGGCUGUUUGCUUGGUGGUAAAUGAGUGCAUUGUGAUAUUCGACAGUUCAACAUAUUCAUUAGUGGGCUAUAAACUUAUUGUUUUUUAAGGUAAGUAUUUCUCAUCUCAAACAUUUUUGCAAUUUUGAAUUAUAAUGGAAACUAAUGUAUAAAGGUAUUUAUUAUGUUAAAAAAUUAAAAUUACGGUAUACCAGUUAUAGAAUAUUUGGUGUUUUUUUCAGCUGUUGUUGCAAUCAAUUCAGAAUUUAAGCUUUUUUGUUAUUUAAAUAUUCAUAUACCAAAAAUUAAUUUAAUUUUUUUGCAAUGUAUCUCAGCAUUGUACAAUGCAUCCAUGUAGUGCAGGUCUAGUGACUUCUGAUGAUCAAAAAAUAUUAGUGGCAUUAACUGCAAAGUGUGUGCCAGUUUUUGGUGUAUAUACAGUACUGUAUUGUACCUUCAUAUCAUUGCUCUCAUGCUAGAAACUGGAUGGUUGUAGAUUUAGAGUGCACUGCCUUUCUACUUCCAGAUAUUGACCUGUUAUAAGUCAAGGUUAUCAGUACUAGAUGGUUAGUGCAGAGUGUAACUUACCGUCACUCAUUACAAUCAAUGUUCUCUAUAUGCUUGAAGAAUUCUUGGCAAGAAAAUAGAAUGCCCGGAUUAGCCUAGUAUACCAAAACUGUUACUAGGGCAAAAGAGUUGGCACAAUAUAGUCUAAUAGUUAUAUUUUUGCCAUCAGAGUAAAUAUAUACAAUUAGAGUGUACUGCCACGUCACUGUGGCGUUUACAUCCUCAUAACUCAACUGCUUAUUAACUUAAGUCUUGGUGCCCAGCUCAGUACAAGCCUUCAAACUCUACAUGCAUCUACAUUUAUUUUAUACACGAAACUGGCUUUCCACAUCAGUGCCACACUAGCACUGGCGUGCUGGCCUGUACGUGCGCCCAGAGCUGCGGUCACUCUCCUGAAUGUUUUUUGUGUUAUUCCUCUCCAUGAUGGAACCAGUUGUGGCUACUAUGCCAGCAAGUACAACCACACCUGCAGCUAGUGGCAACAGCAAUUAAUGCCAUGGGUAUUAGUAACUGAUGGUUGCUGUUAGUAGUGUGAUGCAAAAAAUAGUUGUCCGGGUAAUGGUUGCCAUGAUAGAUGCUAUGAGUAGAGCAAGAUGGCUGUUUGUUGUGUUGACAACCAUUUGAUAAUUACGUGUACUAUGGUAGCACAACUUCAGAGUUGCAUCAUGUAUAUUACUCCUCUCUUAACUUCUUACAUUGUUAUGUAAAUAUUCUGCUGUAUAUAUUGUACAAUUAUCAUGACUUCAUUUUUGUCAAUGUAAUAAAAUUUAUUUAUUUAA